This is a messenger RNA of Achroia grisella, 1148 nucleotides long. RefSeq names its product 1-acyl-sn-glycerol-3-phosphate acyltransferase alpha (gene Agpat2). Gene Ontology annotation, cellular component: endoplasmic reticulum; membrane. Gene Ontology annotation, biological process: phosphatidic acid biosynthetic process. The record is from RefSeq and is a predicted model, not a curated record. Bases 267 to 1097 code for a protein of 276 amino acids. Lineage: Eukaryota; Metazoa; Arthropoda; Insecta; Lepidoptera; Pyralidae. Gene Ontology annotation, molecular function: 1-acylglycerol-3-phosphate O-acyltransferase activity. The transcript has 8 exons.
GUUUAUCGCAUUUAAAUACCGGGCGUGUAGUAGCGUGGUCAACUGUAGAACAAAUGAUUCAGUGUUGUGUUUAUUGCAGACGUAGUAACUGUGUGAAGCUUUACGAUCUUUUACGUCCCGUAAGAAGUAAAAAUAUUUCUCAAGUGUAACAGAAAACCUGGACUCGUUUUAAUUGAACGCUAUUAAAUUCAAUGUUUUAUAAUAUAAUAAGUGUGUGAUAGUAAUUUUUGAAUUUUGCUACAAAAAGGUUUUAUGAAGACAAUACGAUGGCGGCAUUCAACGUGGUCAACGUGGUGUUAGGAUGCGUCAUGGCGCUUCUUAUUAUAUUAUUUACAAUCAGCUCUAUCGCCAGGUACUACAUAAAGUUCAUCCUGUUCGUGGUUAUGUCAAUGAUAUUUGCAACAGCCCCAGUACCUUUGAUGCUUCUAAAACCGUUUGACCCAAGGAACGCUUUGAUACCAGCCGCUUUACUCAAGAUGUCCUCUUGGAUACUCGGCAUCCGAUGGAAGGUACGAGGGCUGGAGAACGUAGACAACUCUAGGGGAGCAGUCGUCUUACUGAAUCACCAGAGUGGAGUCGACCUAUAUGUGUUGGCAGUGUUAUGGCCCCUAAUGGCGAGAUGUACAGUGGUGUCGAAAAAAAUGAUAAAGUACAUUGUGCCAUUCGGGACAGCGGCGUGGCUUUGGGGCACGGUGUUCAUUGAUCGUGGCGCACAGUCUGGCCGCGACGCUCUCAACAAACAAACAGAAGCUGUAAGAGAUCACAAGCGUAAAUUACUGCUGUUCCCGGAAGGGACGAGGCACUCUGGAGAUAAACUUUUGCCGUUCAGAAAGGGUGCCUUCCACGUGGCUGUGAAUGCCGGCGCUCCCAUACAACCAGUGGUUGUCUCCAAAUAUCAUUUCCUGGAUUCAAAACGUCGACGUUUCGGGUCAGGUGAGGUCAUCGUAACAAUAUUACCACUGAUUGAGACCGAGGGUAUUACGAAGGAUGACAUUCAAUCGUUGGUAGAUCAGACUCAAAUUAAAAUGCAAGAGGAAUUCACGAGGACGUCGGCGGAGACGGCUUCAAGACGAAACACUCGUAUUAAGGCUGAUUAAUUAAGAUACCUGUUGAGAAGUUUGUUACUAUUAGGAUCUAACAAAUAGAAA